UAUAAAUGCAGAACCUUCAGUGGCUAUAUUACCGUCAUUUGCUUAUGCUUUCAUGGCUGCUUUGCUUGGUUUUCUAGGUUACUACCAUUGCCUUGCUGCUGUUUUACUUUCUUUAGCUAUAGUUUUAGUUCAUGGAGAUAUUCACAGCAGCUUUAACAUGGGGUAUGAAGUGAAGAGAAAUGAAGUGAAAAGCUGUGAUUUUUUUCAAGGAAGUUGGGUUUUUGACGAUUCUUUUAACCCUCUUUAUGAUUCUUCGAGUUGUCCCUUCAUCGGCGGUGGCUUCGAUUGCCAGAAAAAUGGCAGACCUGAUCGGAAUUACCUCAAGUAUAGAUGGCAGCCUAAUGACUGUGCACUCCCCAGGUUCAAUGGAAUUGAUUUCCUGGAGAAAUAUACGAACAAGAAGAUACUUUUUGUGGGGGAUUCAUUAAGUAACAAUAUGUGGAGAUCACUCAUUUGCAUGCUACAUUCUGCAAUCCCAAACCCAAACUACACAUUUGCUUCAAGAGGCCUGCUCUCUACAUUUUCAUUGCCGGACUAUGGGGUAUCAGUUAACUGGCUGAAAAAUGGGUUCCUGGUGGAUAUGGCUUAUGAAAAAAUUGGUAAAGUUUUGAAGCUUGAUUCAAUCAGUACUGGGCAGUUGUGGCUUGGAGCUGAUGUCUUGAUCUUCAAUAGCUACCAUUGGUGGACUCACUCCGGACGCUUUCAAUCAUGGGACUACUUCCAGUAUGGAAACAAGACAGUGAAGGAGAUGGAUCACAUGGAAGCAUACAAGAUUGCAAUGACAACAUGGGCAAAUUGGGUUGAUACCAACAUUGAUCCUUCAAAGACUAGAGUCCUCUUCCAAGGAGUUGCUGCUGUUCAUUUCAAUGCCAAGGAAUGGGGUGAACCAAGCGAUAAAGGUUGCAUUAAACAAACAGAACCAUUGAAAGGGUCAACAUAUCCAGGGCCCCCUGUGCCUGGGGAAGCUAUUCUAAAGACUGUUUUGAGUAAAAUGACUAAGCCUGCCUAUCUACUUGACAUUACUUUGCUGACACAGUUAAGAAAAGACGGUCAUCCUUCUAUCUACGCCAGAGCCGGCCCCAAGCUCAUCGAUUGCAGCCAUUGGUGUCUUGCUGGUGUGCCUGAUACUUGGAAUCAACUAUUAUAUGCAGCUUUGGUUCAGAGCUAAGUUAUUCUUUUCCCUAUAAUGUGGGAGAAAAUUUAUCAACUACUUAACAACCACAUUGGUUGUUUCUUAUGGUAAGGGAAUCAAAUUUUAGUUACAAUAAAAACAAAUCUUUCUUUUUUCUGAA
Gossypium raimondii (Peruvian cotton) is the source of this 1292-nucleotide messenger RNA. RefSeq names its product protein trichome birefringence-like 42. The record is from RefSeq and is a predicted model, not a curated record. The coding region runs from base 53 to 1168 and encodes 371 amino acids. The transcript is spliced from 5 exons. Lineage: Eukaryota; Viridiplantae; Streptophyta; Magnoliopsida; Malvales; Malvaceae. Gene Ontology annotation, molecular function: O-acetyltransferase activity. Gene Ontology annotation, cellular component: Golgi apparatus.